CGCUACACUAUAUUGUUUACGGAUGUAGGCAUACUGAAACAACUCGCUAAACUCCUUUGGAUAAAUCACGAGUUAGUUUACCGUGUGAUAGUUCAUCACGUAAACUCAAUCUGCGUGACUUUGCAGCUUUUGGUUAACCUGGAAAUCACCUUGUCAUGGCGAUAAGACUUUGUGGUGUUGUUAUACUGGUUGCAGCUUCUAUUCAGGACUGUGAUGGGGUCCUGCGCUUCGCCUCCUACUAUCAAGACCACAUGGUGCUGCAGAAGUCUCCAGAGAGAGCUGUAGUUUGGGGCUAUGGAUCCGAGGGGGCACAGGUGAAAUUCACCUUGUCAGGACAACACCAACAGAACGUCUCACAGGCCACAGUGACAAACGGUACCUGGCGGGUCACUCUAGACCCUGUUGAAGCUGGAGGUCCCUACAAUGUGACAGCAGCCGUGCAGAACAUCACAGCUGUUCUGACAGACGUGCUGUUUGGAGACAUUUGGCUGUGUGGAGGGCAGAGCAACAUGUUGUUUGAAGUCUCUAAGAUCUUCAAUGCAUCAGAGGAGCUGAAGCGUGCAGCACAUUAUCCUCAUGUGAGGACUUUUAUGGCAACCCUGGCCCAGAGCAAAACUGAGCAAACUGAUUUGAUUGACGUCCAAAUUCCCUGGUCUGUGCCGCCAUUAUAUCUGUCUGGUUUCUCUGCAGUGUGCUGGCUCUUUGGUCGUGAUUUGUAUGAUAAGCUGCAGUACCCCAUAGGACUGGUGGAGUCCUGUUGGGGGGGCACACCAAUCGAACCCUGGUGCUCUCCAAGAGCACUACAGCACUGUGGACUACUACAGGAGCCUGGUGACGGUCCCAAAGUAAAUUCAGUGUUGUGGAAUGCAAUGAUCCACCCACUGCUGAACAUGACCAUCAAAGGAGCCAUCUGGUACCAAGGUGAGUCUAACACAAAUUAUCAUCAAAAGAAGUACAACUGUUCCUUCCCUGCUAUGAUUGAUGACUGGAGGAUGGCGUUUCAUCAGGGCUCAGGAGGGCAGACGGCUCUCGAUUUCCCUUUUGGAUUUGUCCAGCUGAGUACCUGUGAAAACAAAUCCAAAAGUGACGCCUAUCCGAAUAUCCGCUGGCACCAGACAGCAGAUACCGGCUUUGUCCCAAAUCCCCGGAUGCAGAAAACUUUCAUGGCUGUGGCUAUGGAUUUGCCGGAUAAAAAAUCUCCCUAUGGCUCGAUCCAUCCCCGAGAUAAGCAGGACGUAGCCUUCAGACUGUCAUUGGGAGCAAGGGCAGUGGCGUAUGGUGAGCAGGACGUGGCCUUUUGUGGACCUUUCCCCAGCCAAAUCCUGUCCACUCCAAAGUAUCUCAAGAUUACCUACGACCAGAAAGUCUCUGUCACUCCUUCUGAAAACAUCUUUGAGAUCUGCUGCUCAGAGAGUGAGUCUCCAUGGGAUCCUAAGGCUCAUUGGGUUCCAGCUCCCAUCAUGCAGUGGGGUCUGACCACUGUCCAGUUAUCUACCAGCGUGUGUUCUCCCACUGAACAAGUAGCUGCUCUGCGGUAUGCAUGGAGAAACUGGCCCUGUGACUUUAAAGCCUGUCCAAUCUACAGCGCCAGUAAGAUUUUACCUGCUCCUCCUUUUAUUGCCAACCGCACUCCAGCCAAAGUAAUCAAUGAACUGUAAGAAGACCAAAUAAUGAACAGUCUGCCUUUGUUCAAGUCAACAUAAGCUGAUUUCUCAAUGUAGUGGAAUUAGGCAAAUGAAUGACUUUAAACAGGACGAUUGAGACUGUGAAAGUAAGGAGCUGAAAAUAAUAUGACACGAUAGUGGAUUGUUACUGCGAAAAGCUCAACUUGUCUUAUAUUCCUAUUUUUAAUGGUUUAUGACUAGACAAUUACUUCUGGUAUUCAAUAAGUUAAUUGAUUAGUCUUAGAGGGGGGAGUGACCGAUCCUACAAACUACUAAGUGAAAAAUACUGUCUUCAAUUUAUGGCAUCUGGAUUCAAAGCUCAUCCUCAUUUAUUGUACAAAUGUGGUCAGUUUGUCUGAAAGAGUCCAAACAAUCAAAAGAGAAUAAUGCAACAAGAUUAUUGUUGCUAUAUCACGUCUUGGUUGGCAGUUGUACCUGUCAGCCUGGUGGGAAAUAUGUUUACUUUAUUUUAAAAGGUGUUUUUUAAUCAGUCCGUCUCAAAUUUAAAUACUGAAUGUUAAGUAAAAAAAAAUAAUUGUUGGAUGUAUGUAGAAAAAAAUGACAAAGGUUUUAUUUGAACAAAACUCUGAAGUGUACAACACAAAUCAGUCGUUAUGACUAAAUGUUUGAACAAAUAAAUGUGAAAUAAACAA
Gymnodraco acuticeps is the source of this 2317-nucleotide messenger RNA. It is a transcript of the gene siae, whose product is annotated as sialic acid acetylesterase. The transcript has 10 exons. Bases 156 to 1658 code for a protein of 500 amino acids. Gene Ontology annotation, molecular function: sialate O-acetylesterase activity. The record is from RefSeq and is a predicted model, not a curated record. Gene Ontology annotation, biological process: carbohydrate metabolic process. NCBI's taxonomy places the organism in Eukaryota, Metazoa, Chordata, Actinopteri, Perciformes, Bathydraconidae.